CCAUCUGUUUCCAAACUCACCCACUUGCUUCAGCUGUGCAGCAAUUCCAAAUCUCUGAACCAAGGCCAACAAAUUCACCAGCAUGUCAUUGCAUUAGGGUCUGGUGGUAACCAAUUCGUGGUAACUAAGCUGAUUCAAAUGUACGCUGAUUGCGAUGAUCUUGAUUCUUCGAGGAAGCUGUUUGAUGUAUUUCUGAAGCCUAAUGUGUUUGCCUGGACAGCUAUUCUCGGGUUCUUCUCAAGGAAUGGGAUGUACGAGGACUGCUUGGAGAACUAUGGGUUGAUGAAGUCUCAAGGAGUCUCUGGGGAUCACUUAGUGUUCCCAAAAGUUCUGAAAGCCUGCUCUCAGUUGACGUGGUUGGAUGGAGGGAUGUGGCUCUUUGGUGGUCUGAAACUGGAGGGUAUUAAGCCUGACGUAAUUACAUUUAACAUGUUGAUGGAUGCUUAUUUUCGGAUGGGGCUGUGUGAUGAAGCUUCAAAAGUUUUUGAACAGAUUGAAGCUCCUGAUAUCAUUUCAUGGACCACUCUAAUAUCUGGUUAUUCUCGAGCUGGCAAGUAUGCUACAUGUUUGAUAAUUUUCAAAGACAUGGUGAAUGGAGGAGGGAUUUUUCCUGAUGUAGAUUCCCUUUCACUUAUCCUUGUUUCGUGUCGCCAUCUGCGUGCUUUAAUGUGUGGGAAGGCCAUCCAUGGGUAUGGAAUCAAAACUCAACAACCUGGUGGGAGAUUUUACAGAUCAGCUGGUCCGGCUUUAAUGACAAUGUAUGCUAGAUGUGACUCUUUUCAUUAUGCUAGAACUGUGUUUGCACUAAUGGACAGAUCAGAUGUUGUUGCCUGGAACGCAAUGAUUCUGGCUUUUGUAGAAUCUGAGUCAAGGGAUUUAGCACCCGAAUGCUUUGGUGAGAUGCAGAGAUCAGAUAUCCGGAAUGAUCAGACAACCAUAUCUACUGUUUUACCAGUUUGUGAUUUGAAUCAUGGAAAGCAAAUUCAUGCCUACGCCACGAAACACAUUUUUCAUACGAGUGUUGCAGUUUGGAAUUCAGUCAUACACAUGUAUUCCAUGUGUGGGAAAAUUGAGGCCGCAUACUCAGUGUUUACAACAGCGAAAACCCGAGAUUUAGUAACAUGGAACGCAAUGAUCAGAGGAUUUGGCAUGCAUAGGCUUGCACAGGCUGCUUUGAAUCUUCUUCAAGACAUGAAGCGGGUUGGAGUUCAUGCUGAUGCUCUCACAUUUACUUCGGUGCUAUCAGCCUGUCAUCAUUCAGGCCUUGUAGAAGAGGGCAUUGAACUCUUCGAGAGCAUGACCGGAGAAUAUGGAUUUGUCCCCAGAAUGGAACAUUACUCCUGUGUUGUCAACAUGCUAGCACGUGUCGGUAGGCUAGAAGCUGCAAUCAAUUUCAUUCAUCAAAUGCCCCUGGAGCUUGAUAAGUCUGUUUGGGGGGCCUUGCUGACAGCCUGCCUUGACCAGCAAAAUGUAGAGGUUGGAAAGCUUGCCGCUGAAAAGUUAAUCCAACUGGAACCUGAACGCGCAGGACAUUAUGUGGCUUUGUAUAGUAUAUACGCAGAGGCUGGAAGAUGGGACGAUGCUGUAAAGGUGAGAAAGGAAAUGGAAGGCCGAGGGUCGGUUAAGCCCUCAGGACAGAGUUGGAUAACUAUCGGGAACUGA
This is a messenger RNA of Linum tenue, 1662 nucleotides long. NCBI's taxonomy places the organism in Eukaryota, Viridiplantae, Streptophyta, Magnoliopsida, Malpighiales, Linaceae. The record is from the annotation of a GenBank genome assembly.